Molecule: messenger RNA, 1303 nt
Organism: Saccoglossus kowalevskii
Lineage: Eukaryota; Metazoa; Hemichordata; Enteropneusta; Harrimaniidae
Product: kremen protein 2-like
Cellular component (GO): membrane
Source: RefSeq, a predicted model, not a curated record
CACAGGUGAGAACGUUCGACUUGUAGGUGGUUUCACUCCAUUUGAAGGUCGUGUAGAAGUAUUCUAUAAUGAUACAUGGAGUGCAAUUUGUAGCGAUGGGUGGGAAUUUGUAGACGCGGAGGUCACGUGCAGAAGUUUUGGUUUUCCAGGUGCAAUGCAUAUAUUAAAUAGUGCAUUUGGUGAUGGUCAUAGUGUUCUACUGGUUAAUAUUGGAUGUAAUGGAAAUGAGAGUACAAUAUUGAAUUGUUUAUUCUCAGUGAUGGAUGGAUCUCAAUGUUCUACUAGUCAUGCUGGUGUAUACUGUAAUUAUCCUGGCUACACUGGAUGUUUUGCAGAUGAUGAUAAUGAUCAGCCUUACAUUGGUGGCGAGUCAGAAAAAAAAGUAAAAAAAAUUCGUAACUGUAUAAACCAUUGCCAAAUGGAUUUCACAUAUGCUUCUAUUAGAGACACAUCUGAAUGUCGCUGUGGUGAAGAUUUUCCGGGUGAUAAAAAUUCUUUAGUACACAAUGAUCGUUGUGAUUUGCCUUGUCAGAACAAGGUGACUGAAAUGUGUGGAGGAAAUCAUGCCAGCUCAGUGUAUUCCACCACUUUAGGCAGUUGUACUGGUACACUUAACGAAACUAAAGGUUGGCUGUUUUCGCCGAAUUUCCCUGGUAAUUACCCCAAAAACAGCGAUUGUCAAUGGACAGUGCAAGUACCUCUUGACUUUGUAAUAGAGGUUACGCUGAGAAUGCUGCGUCUUAAUGAUGGCGACCAAGUAUCAUUCUAUAACAUAAGUGGACUACCUCAAAAUCACCCUGUCAUACUAACCAAUGACAAUAGUUUCCAGCCAUAUCCAUGUGCUAAUGAUCCAUGCCAAAAUGGUGCAAAUUGCACGGAUAGUCUGAAACAAUUUAUCUGUCACUGUUCAGAAGGAUGGGAAGGUACUACGUGUGAAGAUAGAGUAAACCCAUGUCAAAGUAACCCUUGUGUAAAUGAUGGGAAAUGUCAAUGGAGUGAUGGUGAUAUAUCAUACCACUGUGAUUGCCCGGAUGACAGAAUAGGACAGCAUUGUGACACGGGACUCACCGGUGGAGGGAUUGCUGUAGUUAUGGUGUCAAUAAUUAUUGCGGUUUCAGUUGUGGUAAUUCUCCGAAAGAAAAAAACGGAAUCGAACUCAACACAGUCAUCACCAACUUUGGACAACAAUGCCGACUACGAGGGCAUAGAUAUUAACACGAUUGAUGAUGCAAGCUACACCAAACUUAAUAUAAUUGGACUGGAAAGCAAUAGCUAUGAAGAAGUACACAGUAUCAAAACUUAG